AGAUUGCGAAACCUAAGAAUUUCAGUUUUUUUGUGAAAGACUUUGAAACGACUCUUUCACCAGACUGACAAUAGAGAAGGAGAACACAAGCAAUACACACACACACACACACAAGCAAUUGGAUAUGAAGAAGGGGGACUUAGAACCUAAACUCAAGCUCUCUCUCCCUCCCGAUGAAGUUUCUUUCUCUAAAUUCCUGUAAACAGUGCUCUCUUUGUCUCUCUCGCCCUUGCUCCCUCUCUCUCUCUCUCUCUAAUUUCUCUUGGUCGAAUUUUGUAGAACCGAAUCAGGGACGUUUAUGGAUGGUGAUCUACUGGUCAGCAGAGACGGAGUUCGAAUUGUAUCUCACAACGAAGUUGAAACUCCAUCCCUUAUACAGCCUACAGACAGUCAGCUGAGCUUAGCUGACUUUGAUGCAGUUAAAGUCAUUGGAAAGGGGAAUGGUGGAAUUGUUCGGUUGGUGCAACACAAAUGGACUGGGCAAUUCUUCGCUUUGAAGGUUAUUCAAAUGAAUAUCGAUGAAUCUGCCCGCAGGCUGAUUGCUCAAGAGCUCAAAAUUAAUCAGUCAGCACAAUGUCAAAAUGUUGUUGUGUGUUACCAGUCCUUCUAUGAGAAUGGUGCCAUUUCUAUAAUCUUGGAGUACAUGGAUGGGGGUUCUCUAGCAGAUUUCUUGAAACAUGUCAAAACAAUUCCAGAACCUUGUCUUGCUGCCAUCUGUAAGCAGGUGCUCAAGGGGAUGUGGUACCUUCAUCAUGAAAAACAUAUCAUUCACAGGGACUUAAAACCUUCUAAUUUAUUGAUAAAUCACAGAGGGGAAGUCAAAAUCACUGAUUUUGGUGUAAGUGCAAUAAUGGAGAGUACCUCUGGACAGGCUAACACUUUUGUGGGGACAUACAACUAUAUGUCUCCAGAGAGAAUCAGUGGAAGGCAAUAUGGCUACAGAAGUGACAUUUGGAGCUUGGGGUUAGUUCUGCUAGAGUGUGCGACUGGUCAUUUUCCAUAUUCCCCUCCUCAGCAGGAAGGAUGGACUAAUGUGUAUGAGCUUAUGGAAACCAUUGUUGACCAACCACCGCCUUGUGCACCUUCGGAUCAAUUUUCGUCAGAGUUCUGUUCAUUUAUCUCUGCUUGUGUGCAGAAAGACUCAAAGGACAGAUGGUCUGCAAACGAACUAAUGGCACAUCCUUUUAUCAGUAUGUUCGAUGACCUUGAUAUUGAUCUGGCAUCUUACUUCACAGAUGCAGGAUCUCCACUUGCAACAUUAUAAAACUUGUUCGGUUAGGAGUCAGCUAGUGCUAGAAGUGAUGUACUGCUGCUAGAACUAUGAUGGGCGCCCUGACAUUUUUGCUUCGCUUAAGUGUUAUACCAGCCAAAAAAGAGCAUAAAGCUCUCUUUGGAACUAAGGAAUCCAAUUGCAAAAGCAUUGUGUAGCAUUUCUAGCGGUGAAAACUGAAUAUAACACUUCUCUAGCCCUUGUCGAGUGACGGGAAUGGGACGAUAUACUACGCUGGAAGAUUUGGAGACCGGGUAUUACUAUUCAAGAAAUAAAUUGAAUGAUAUCACGUUUUGUAUUUACCGUCCAUUUUUUAUGAAUAUGUCAACUUUCUCUAACUAUGACAUAUGAGAGUGACAGCUAAUUUUCAAUUUGCCCAUCUAAAUUUUGUUCCUUUCCCCCUUUUUAAUGUAAGAUCGCAAUGAGUUUGGUGUUACCAUGUUAACCAUGUUGCUUUUGGUUCUGAUUAUGCUUCCGGAAAUUGAAAAUGUUGACGGUAUUUUAG
This is a messenger RNA of Ilex paraguariensis (yerba mate), 1775 nucleotides long. The record is from the annotation of a GenBank genome assembly. NCBI's taxonomy places the organism in Eukaryota, Viridiplantae, Streptophyta, Magnoliopsida, Aquifoliales, Aquifoliaceae.